AUGCGUAAAGCAAUAUCAUCAAGGGAUAGACUUUCUGUUACUCUUCGAUACUUGGCAACUGGUAAUACCUUCAAAGAUCUGAGCUACUCCACACGCAUUGCUCCCAAUACUAUUUCUAGCAUUGUACGCUCUACUUUGGCGGCAAUUAUCCAAAUUCUAGGACCUAGAGUAAUCAAUCUCCCAUCAACAGCGGAUGAAUGGGAACUAGUUGGUCAUAAAUUUGAAAUGUUAUGGAAUUUCCCUCAUUGUAUUGGCUCAUUGGAUGGAAAGCAUAUAAUUUUCGUCUGCUAG
Molecule: messenger RNA, 291 nt
Organism: Macrosiphum euphorbiae (potato aphid)
Lineage: Eukaryota; Metazoa; Arthropoda; Insecta; Hemiptera; Aphididae
Source: the annotation of a GenBank genome assembly